This is a messenger RNA of Plutella xylostella (diamondback moth), 993 nucleotides long. RefSeq names its product L-fucose dehydrogenase. The record is from RefSeq and is a predicted model, not a curated record. NCBI's taxonomy places the organism in Eukaryota, Metazoa, Arthropoda, Insecta, Lepidoptera, Plutellidae. Gene Ontology annotation, molecular function: oxidoreductase activity.
AACUAUUUUCAACAAACUUAAACGUUAUGUCCAACAGUAUAGGGUCUAUUUAUCUUUACAACCAUAUUGGCAAUGUUGAAAAACGGGUUUGGAAUUUAAAUCAGGAAACGUUACGGGCAGCGAUCACAGACUCACAGUAGUAACUUAGCACUCGAGGAAAAUGGACUUUUCCGGUAAAGUAGUUGUGAUAACUGGAGCCAGCUCCGGCAUCGGCGCCGCCUGCGCGGCCGCCUUCGCGCAGCACUCCGCCGCGCUCGUGCUGGUGGGCAGAAACCGCCCCAACCUGGAGCGCGUGGCGCAGCAGUGCCGGGAGCUGGCGGGGGCGGAGCCGCUGGUGCUCUGCGCUGACGUCAGCGUCGACGCCGACGUGGAGAGGAUCGUGGCCGACACCGUCGACAAGCUCGGCCGCAUCGACGUGCUGGUGAACAACGCGGGCAUCACGUCCGUGGGCGGGCUGGGCGCCGGCGUGGCGGCCCUCGACGCCGUCAUGGCCACCAACACGCGCGCGCCCUACCUGCUGGCCGGCCUGGCGCUGCCGCACCUCGCGCGCAGCCGCGGCAACGUCGUCAACGUGUCCAGCUGCCUGUCCACCAAGCCCAACACCAUGCUGAUGCCGUACUGCAUGUCUAAAGCCGCCCUGGAUAUGUUCACGAAGUGCCUGGCUCUAGAAGCGGGUCCACAGGGCGUGCGCGUGAACGCGGUGAACCCCGGGCCGGUGCGGACGGAGAUCUUCCGGCGCGCGGGCGUGUCCGCGGCGGACAACGAGCGGCUGUACGCGGGGCUGGAGGGCGCGCUGCCGCUGGGCCGCGUGGCGGACGCCGCGGAGGUGGCCGACCUGGUGGUCUACCUCGCCAGCGCCAGGGCUCGGAGCGUCACCGGCGCCUGCUACCCCAUCGACUGCGGACUGCUGCUCGGGGAAAAUACUACGAUUUAAAUACAAAAUUAUAUUGAGGAAUAAGUUAGAUAAGUUUUUGUUAUUUGAAUAAAUAUAUU